AUGGAAUAUUCCCUUAAUUGGGCCUCUCGAGAAAAUGAGGCCAACUCGCUGUGCAAAUUGCCGGAAGAACUAGUCGAAAAUGUCGUCGCUUCUCUGGGUACUGAAGAUACUGAAAGAGAAUAUCUGUGCGCCCUGCGACUGACCUGCGCGCAUCUCUACGAAAAGUCAUUGCAUUACUUUGGACGCGUCGUGCUUCAUACUGUACGUACAGACCUCGGCUUCAUGAGCUUACAGCGACUUAUGAGGCUGGCGGGAGACAAUCGUUUGAAGGGUCAUGUACACCACUUGCUCAUCAGAGGAGUUCUGAAUAGCCGCAUGGGCUUCGGUUUCCAAUGGAUGAGAUAUAAUUCGGGUCAGCUAAAUGUGAAACAAUCGCUGGGGGCUCGCUGGUUGCGUCAUGUCCUCCUCUCAUUGCCUAACUGCAGGUCGUUUGCUGUCCAUCUCAACUACGGAUGGAACGAUUCAUCGGAAUAUUCUCGCUUAGAACCCAGCGAUGGUAUAACCAUGAUCAUGGACAUUAUUGCGGAGACCUGCAUCCCUGUGAAAUCUUUUUCUGUGUACGCUCAUCCGAGCAGCAGCGGGUUUGCCUUCAAUGAUGUGGAUCCACGGUGCCUUCAGUUUGACAUCCUCAAAGACCCGACCUUCAUCAACAGCUGGGCACACGUUGAGAAGCUAAAGUUCCACCAUAAUUUCAUUCCCGGCAAUAUCGGCGAAUGGGUAGCCAGUGUUAUCGCCCUUGCCCCAAAGCUCAAGACGCUAGAGAUUGGCUUUGACUACACCCCCGAUGCACAGAUAAUCACGACCCGUCUAGCAUCCGGGCCAGUAGUACUCUCUGAAUUGCGAGAGCUCACACUUACCGAAGCGUCCGAAAUGGAAUGGGAUGAGCUCCUGACACUUCUCCGCUUUAUAUGCCGCACUCUGCAAUGCCUGAAGCUGGAGCGUCUUCAACUAAAAGGCGGCACCUGGAUUCCUCUACUUUCUCAACUUUACCAGUUCCCUUUGCUAGAGGAUCUUACCUUGUUUUGGCUCAGUACUAGUCAGAGAAGCGUUCUGCAUUUCGUUUCGCUCACGAACUACCUCCGCGGUACUCUAUCGGGCGAAAGGCUCAAGCUCGACUGCAAGCAGUUUCGGGGUAUCUGGAAAACCGUCUAUGUCGCGUAUCGCGGCGCAAACAUGCCGGCGUUGUUGAAUGCUUUACUGCAGUCCGCACGAGAUGAUUAA
Molecule: messenger RNA, 1221 nt
Organism: Aspergillus caelatus
Lineage: Eukaryota; Fungi; Ascomycota; Eurotiomycetes; Eurotiales; Aspergillaceae
Exons: 2
Coding region: 1-1221 (406 amino acids)
Source: RefSeq, a predicted model, not a curated record